GAGACAAAAGCUAGCAUAUCGACUGGUUAGAAAAAAUAAAUACACCAUAAUACAUCACGAAAUCAUGAAAACAGACAGAGAAAUGCGAUGCUUACAACAACAACACCAUUAACAGCAUUUAAACGUCAAGUACAUUGAUUACAAGCAGUGUGAAAAGAAGAGAAUAUCUGCGCAAAAAAUGUGUGUCUCUCACUUAUUUUAGAGUAUAUAUGGCUUCAGUGGGAUUAUUAUGAUGUUAUUAUAAAUAAAUAUCGCAAGCCAAAGAGAGAGAAGUCAAAGAAAAAUCAUAUUGGAAGUCAGUUGAAAAUAAAAAGGCAUCAAAUAGUUGUACUUACAAUACUCGUGUACAUAUAUAUAAAGGCUUGAGCAUUCGAAUGUGCGGAUAUAUAUUUUUUUUCCUACCCUAAGUAAGACUACGACGACGACGUUUGUAGUUUUUAAAAAAGGCAAACAGAUAACACUUUUUCGUCAGUCACAUUCAAAUCAUCAAACGAUCAAGACAUAAGUAGUAUAAUAAAUAUUCUGUGUGGAGUAAUGUAAUUUAUUAAAUUAAUUGUGAAUGAAAAAUUCUUUUUGUGAUUUUUAAAAUUAAUAAUUAAUAAUUUUUGUAAGAAAAAAAAAUAUUGCAAAAAAAAUUGAAAAGAAUUUGCAAAAAAAAAUAAUAAGACUUUUUAAGAGGACUUAAAAGUUUGUGUGUGAUAUUAACUUAAAAAAAAUUAAUUAACUUAAGUGUAAAAGACUAUUUGCAUAAAUAAUGGAUACCAAUAUGAUGGAGAUUAUUAAUCGUGACUCAAGAACGGCAGUAUCACUGCUUAAAGUCAAGACACAAUCAUCGAAUUUAGAGUUUAAUGAGAUUGAGGAAAAUUGUGAUAAGAAUCAAAUUAAAUGCACAAAACGAUCGACACUACGGAGUGUACAAAUCCAUAGAAACUGUUCGAAAAGACUUUCAAAUUACUUAACAGUAGUACUAAGUAUUUAUUUUAUAUUAUCAAUAAUCCAAAGUGAGGCUAGCCCGAUCCAUCAAAAGAAAGUAUUUGAAGGUGGAAAGAUUUUUAAUCAUAAGUGUGGAUCGGAUCUCGGUGAUAGAAGUACAAAAAUGAAUGAUCGUAUUCUGGAAGACAGACUGAAAUCAAUUUUGCUCUCAUGCGAAGAUGCAUUGGUUCAAACAAAGGCAUUAAGCUCAGAAUAUAUCAAAGUAAUGUGGAACACGACAAUCCAUGAACAUCAUGAAGCAUGGAAGCACCACAAAGUUCCACAAUGGAUUCAUCCAGAAGGUAUGCCACUCAAGAAACAGUAUUCUGAAAAUAUUCCAAGUGAUCAUAGAAGUGAACUUGAGGCUGUUCAAUGGAAAGAUCAUAAGAAGGUAUUUGAAUAUCUCGGUAAAAUCUAUCAACGACUAGAAAGAAUUUACGUCGGUGUCCAAAUUGUCAACAAAUGGAUUGAAAUGGCAAGAACAACAGAUGGAAUGUUAAAAGAAGAUGAAUUAAAGAAAAGCGAAAUUUUAUUCCAAAAUGUCACGGAAGGAAUCAAGACAGUCUUAUGCAACAUUCAAGAACUCUUUUUGGACGUUGAUAUCGAUCCGUCAACUGAUUUGGACAUAACGCCAUUCAAAUUGGACGAUUUGAUUAAAAUUAAUCAUUGGCUCAUUUAUCGUGAAUAUCAAAAUUUGAUGGAAUAUUCAAAUGAACUUUUGGGUUUGAUUAUUAAAAAAUACAACAACGCAAAUUAAAAAUUUUAUCAAUCGAUGUAAAAUGUCGCUUCUUGAUAGACUUGCUUGGUUAAAUGCAUGAUAGCAUCCCAAAUAUAUUCAGCAUAUCAUGCACAAAUUGAAUUUUUCAACCGGCUGAAUACCAGUGAUUAUUAUCAUUUUUUUUCUAAUAUUUUAAGUAGGAUUCUUAAAAAUUAUUUGCAUCACAAUUUUCUCUCUUAUUGCUACGCUUAUGUCUAUUUAUUGUAUUAUAAGAUUAUGGAGUUGAAGACUCGUGUGGAUUGAUGUGGAAGAUUUUAAUGGAUAUUGAAAUUGAAAAAUUUGAAUCGAACACUUUAAUGAAAAAAUGAAUUUUGAGAAAGUUUAAAUGAGACAAUGUUAAAGUAAAUUAAAAAUCAUAUUCAAAAAUGUCAAAAAUCAAAAUUAUCCUCAAGUUUAAUCUAAAGUCUUUCCUCAAUUCCUCUCAACAAAAUUGCUAUCUCAAAUUAAAAAUACUAUUAUAUCCUUUAUAAUCCAUUGUAUAUAUAAGGAAAUGCACCUUAAAUGUAAUGAAAAAAUGUAAAUGUUAAAAACACAAAUUAAUUUAUUAAUCAAAACUUAUUAAAAAAUUGUUGUAUGACAAGAUACAAAAAAAAUCCCAACGCAUGUUCAAUUAGAAAUCAAAAAAAAAAUAUAAUUGAUAUGAUAUCCAACAUAGUUAUUGCCAUUAUAUUAAUAAAUUAUUUUAUGAUAUUAUCUUGGAAGAAUUUUGUCAGAUUUUAUUUAUUAUUGAAAAAUGUGGACAAAAACUGCUAAUUUUAAGUGCUGGAAACUAAUUUAAAAUUAGAAAAAUUUUCAAAUUCGAAUAACUGAAAAACUUCAUAAUUUUGAAUGCCUAGCCCCGCUCAAAAUAUGAUUUUAAAAAUUAUUCCUUAAAUUUCAACAAAUUAAUUUUAAAAUUUUAAAGUUUUUGUUCAUAAUUCUAAUUUAAAUUAAAUUCAAAUUUUAAAAAAAUCUGACAGAAUUUUUUUAAGAAUUGACAUGAAAAAAAUUCUUUGCCUUUAAAAUGAGAAUUUAAAAUUCCUAUAACUUGUGUAAAAACGACAAAAAAUUAUGAGAGCUGUUAGAAAUAUUUAAAAUAUGAUUGUGUACAAUUUAAAAUAAAAUACAUAAAAUUAAAUUAUUUAUUGGAAAU
Messenger RNA from Chironomus riparius, 2882 nucleotides. The record is from the annotation of a GenBank genome assembly. Lineage: Eukaryota; Metazoa; Arthropoda; Insecta; Diptera; Chironomidae.